CGACCACCGACGCCGUCCCCGAAAGCGAGGGUGCCCGCAGAGAGAGAGCGAAGGACUCCGCCUCCCCGCUUUCGUCUCAAUGAAAGCCAUUCCGUCGUUCGAGAAAGACCCCCACGCCUGCCGCUGCUGCGUCGGGGUAAUUGAAGCCGGAGACCAUGAACGUGUUUUUGUUCCGAGUGCACUCGACGACGAGUAACCGACUCCGCGAAGCACCGAGCCAUUUCUCGGAAGCUCUGUUUCGGAAGCUUUAAGAAAACUCCGUGAACAAAAGGAAAAACGGCGUCAUGGUGGUGAUCGCCGGCGUGGGCGUGCCUUUUGCGUUGGUGUUGUUGUUGUGCCCGUUUCCAUCGAUGGCUGUGCAAAGGACGGAUACCCUGGAGCCGCCGCAUAAGGAUCUACUCUCGAAGAAAGGCAUCUCGAGCCACCAGCUGGGCUGCAAGGAGCUGCGUUCCAAGCGGUACAUCUCCGACGGCCACUGCAGCUCGGCCCGUCCCCUGACCGAGGUGGUGUGCGCCGGCGCCUGCCUACCGCUCGAUCAGCUGCCCUGGUACUCGGACAGUUCUACGGCGACGCUGCCCCACGGAUCUCCGUGGUCAUGCGCGAACGGCCAAACACGGUUUAAAAGAGUCCACCUGCUUUGUCCCAACGGCGAGAGGAAAAUUUACAGGGUGCCCAUCUUGAAGUCGUGCAGAUGCGUUCGUAACGCGCAACAUGUCCUCCAUGGCUCAUGAGAGGGAGGUUGCAGGAAGUUACGAAAAUUGCUCGUGGUAUCCUCUGUGCAGAUUGUCUCAUGUGAUACCGUGAAUAUUGUGGGACGGCUAUCAGACAUUUUUCGGACAGCUAUGGGACCUUGACGAUGCAUGUGAAAGAUGCCUUACUGUGUUACUGUUCAAUACGAGGCUCCAAAUCUUUUCGCAUGAAAAAGCUAGACGUUAUUAACAGUGUGGAUAAUGUUAAGGGAAGAACGAUUAUGAUAAUGCAGAGCUCAUGUCAGAAACAACUUUCGAAUCAGGAACGAGAAUAUUAAACAGCGAGAACGGGCUUGGCGCCAAGUCGGCAUGAUAUGAUUUUUCUGAAAGAUGAACGUCCUUCUUUGUUUUCAGCCCAAUGCAUGGAAAGAACUGAUUUUAUAAAUUUGGCAAUAAAGUUGGGUUAGGCGGAAAACGCAGGCUCAGAGAGCCUUAUAAAGGUCGUGGAUCUUGGACAGGGUUAAGGAUUGACAUUGCCCUACCCUUUACGUUUGAGUGUCGAUGAAGUUGCUUGUACUUUGGGGAUUUUUCUGCUAGCAGGCCUAUUAGCACCGGGCAUUUGAACUUGCGUUUACCUAGUAUAUGCUUCACCAAUAAUUCCUCUUGGAAAAUAGAGAAGGCCAAAGAGCUCUUUGCUUGCAAGGUGAAUUGUUUCCCUCUAAUCUAGAUGAUAACCCUCGUGGCUUGUUUAUGAUCGUCGCAGGUCUUCUUCAAACUGCAGGUUAUAGUGUAUUGUUUAAUUAUGAUCCUGCGUAUAACAAUUUCUAACGAAAGUGACCAACCAGUCGACUGUUCCUUCCCUAUAUGUGCUUAGUACUUUGAUAUUUCGAGCGCAUUUUUGGGACAUCUCGUGCAAUGCGGAUGGUGUAGUUUCAUUUGAGAACCAGUGUCUGAAAGCAAUUAAUAAAACCAGCGUAUACCUAAUAAAAUUAAGCAAGAGCCUGAACGAUACAUUUGAAAUAUACAACAUGUUGUAAUUUUGUUAUUAAAUUACCAAUUUUAAUAUUACUAUACUACCCUGACUACAGCGAUUACAUAUGACGUCCAGGUUUGGGGAAUUAGUUCUUGUACUUGUUUUGUAGUCACCAGGAA
Molecule: messenger RNA, 1841 nt
Organism: Ixodes scapularis (black-legged tick)
Lineage: Eukaryota; Metazoa; Arthropoda; Arachnida; Ixodida; Ixodidae
Product: sclerostin domain-containing protein 1-like
Exons: 2
Coding region: 285-731 (148 amino acids)
Biological process (GO): negative regulation of Wnt signaling pathway; negative regulation of BMP signaling pathway
Molecular function (GO): BMP binding
Source: RefSeq, a predicted model, not a curated record